AUGGAGACCGGCAGCCCGCGGCCCCCGAGGCCCAGCCCCAGCGCAGGGCUGAGCCUGGACGCAAGGCUGGGCGUGGACACGCGCCUCUGGGCCAAGGUGCUGUUCACGGCCCUCUACUCGCUCAUCUUCGCGCUGGGCACGGCGGGCAAUGCGCUGUCCGUGCACGUGGUGCUGAAGGCGCGGGCCGGGCGCCCUGGGCGCCUGCGCUACCACGUGCUCAGCCUGGCGCUGGCGGCGCUGCUGCUGCUGCUGGUCAGCGUGCCCAUGGAGCUCUACAACUUCGUGUGGUCCCACUACCCCUGGGGCUUCGGUGAUCUGGGCUGUCGUGGCUACUACUUCGUGCGUGAGCUGUGCGCCUACGCCACGGUGCUGAGCGUAGCCAGCCUGAGCGCAGAGCGCUGCCUGGCUGUGUGCCAGCCGCUGCGCGCCCGCCGCCUGCUCACCCCGCGCCGCACUCGCCGCCUGCUGUCGCUGGUCUGGGUCGCCUCACUGGGCCUUGCCCUGCCCAUGGCGAUGAUCAUGGGACAGAAGCAUGAGGUGGAGAGUGCCCAUGGGGAGCCCGAGCCCGCCUCGCGCGUGUGCACCGUACUGGUGAGCCGCGCCACACUCCAGGUCUUCAUCCAGGUGAAUGUGCUGGUAUGCUUCGUGCUCCCCUUGGCGCUCACGGCUUUCCUGAACGGGGUCACUGUCAACCACCUGAUGGCCCUCUACUCCCAGAUACCCUCAGCUUCUGCCCAAGUCAACUCUAUGCCCAGCCGCCUGGAGCUCUUGAGUGAGGAAGGCCUCCUGGGCUUCAUCGCGUGGAGAAAGACCUUGUCCCUGGGGGUCCAGGCCAGCCUGGUGAGACACAAGGAUGCCAGCCAGAUCCGCAGCCUCCAGCACAGCGCCCAGGUUCUCAGAGCCAUUGUGGCUGUGUAUGUCAUCUGCUGGCUGCCGUAUCAUGCCCGCAGGCUCAUGUACUGCUACAUCCCGGAUGAUGGGUGGACUGACACACUCUAUGAUUUCUACCACUACUUCUACAUGGUGACCAACACGCUCUUCUACGUCAGCUCGGCAGUGACCCCAGUCCUCUACAAUGCUGUGUCUUCCUCCUUUAGAAAGCUCUUCCUGGAGUCCCUCAGCUCCCUGUGUGGUGAACAGCCCUUACCCCAAGAAACCCCAGAGUCACCUCCUAGUACAUACAGUUCCCGGCUUUGGGGAUCACCAAGAAACCCCAGCCUGGGCGAAAUACAAGUAUGA
Messenger RNA from Peromyscus eremicus (cactus mouse), 1239 nucleotides. It is a transcript of the gene Ntsr2, whose product is annotated as neurotensin receptor 2. The transcript is spliced from 4 exons. Gene Ontology annotation, cellular component: plasma membrane. The record is from RefSeq and is a predicted model, not a curated record. Gene Ontology annotation, molecular function: G protein-coupled neurotensin receptor activity. Bases 1 to 1239 code for a protein of 412 amino acids. Lineage: Eukaryota; Metazoa; Chordata; Mammalia; Rodentia; Cricetidae. Gene Ontology annotation, biological process: neuropeptide signaling pathway.